AUGAGCUCACGUUCACGUCAAAACACUAUUGAUAAGACUUCACGUUCCAAUAUAAAUCAUAAUCCUACUUAUACUCCAAUGCCGAGAAAAACUUCGAAAAAAUAUGAUCUUGUUAAUCAUGGUAAAGAUUUGAUUUUUCCUUCACAUAAACCAAUUCCCGAUAGACCAAAUGAUGCAGUGCGACAAGGACAUCAAAAGCAACCAAUCAAAAAGUUAGUUAUUAAAGGUCUAAAAGAUAAACCAAAGUUACCAGCUAAUUAUGAAGAAGAGACAUGGUCAAAGCUUCGGACAGCAGUUCAAGCUAUCUUUAAUUGUCAACGCAUUGGUACUAGCCUUGAAGAACUUUAUAAAGCUUGUGAGAAUCUUUGUUUGCAUAAAAUGGCUUCGUCGCUUUAUAAUAGAUUAGCGGGUGAGAUCGAAGAACAUUUGAAAGAGGAAAAGACCAAGCUUGUGAGUAAUUUAAAUGAGAACGAUACCUUUCUCAUAGUUGUAAAUAAAUGUUGGAUGGCACAUUGUGAACAAAUGGGUCUUAUCCGAAGUAUAUUUUUAUAUCUUGAUCGAACUUAUGUGCUUCAGACAUCUGGAGUCAUUUCAAUAUGGGAUAAGGGACUUGAAAUUUUCAAAAAACAAAUUAUGUCAUCGUCAGCAGGUGAUAUAAAAAAGAAGACUAUAAAUGGUUUAAUUACAUUCAUCAGACGUGAAAGAAACGGAGAUUCCGUCGACCGUAGUCUUUUGCAUUCCCUUAUUCACAUGUUUAUUGACCUUGGCACUUAUUGUCCUAGUUUUGAAAAUCCAUUUUUGUCGGAAACCCGUAGUUAUUAUCAUCAUGAAGGAUUGCGUCUUAUAAAUGAGUACCCCGUUCCAAGAUAUCUAAAACAUGUAAAGAAACGUUUGAAGGAGGAAAGUGAAAGAAUUUCUCAAUAUUUGGAUUGGAAAACGAAAAAUCCACUAACAAAAGUUGUGGAUGAUGAAUUAAUAAAGAGACAUGUCGAUGCUCUUUUGGAUAAAGGUUUCAAUGACAUGAUGGAAGAUCAAAAUUCAGAUGAGCAUAUACAAGAAUUAGGAAGGUUAUACGAUCUUUUAGCUAGAGUCAACGCUCUUGAUCGUCUGCGUCUUUACUUUGGAAGUUAUAUAAAGAAAACUGGUUCUGGAAUAGUUAACAAUAUUGAUCAAGAGUCGACCAUGGUUGAAGAUUUACUUGCACUGAAGAAAAAAAUGGAUAGUAUUGUCGCCAUAUCAUUUGAUAGAAAUUAUAACUUUGCACAUACUGUAAAAGAGAGUUUUGAAGUGUUCAUCAAUCAACGUCAAAAUAAGCCUGCUGAACUUAUUGGUAAAAUCAAGGAUAUUCCCCUUCUUGUUACUAUAUAUUGGCAAGCUUUAACAUGCUUUAACAUGUUAUUUAAUUAUUUACUAGCUAAAUACGUCGAUUUGAAACUAAAACUUGGUAAUAAACGUAUGGAUGAUUCAGAAAUCGAAAAGACGUUGGAUGAAGUGCUGGUUUUGUUCAGAUAUAUUCAAGGGAAGGAUAUAUUCGAAGCUUUUUAUAAGCGUGAUCUUGCUAAACGUCUUUUGCUUAACAAAAGUGCAUCAUUCGACUAUGAGAAGAGCAUGUUGUCCAAAUUGAGAAAAGAAUGUGGACCGGCAUUCACGAGCAAACUAGAGGGCAUGUUUAAAGACAUUGAUCUCUCUCGGGAUUUUAUGACUUCCUUUUACCACUCGAGAAUCUCAGAAAAUCUAAGAACAAAUAUAAAAAUUGAUCUUUAUGUUAAUGUACUGACCCAAGGAUUUUGGCCUACAUAUACGCCAGCGCCUCUCAUCCUGCCACCUGUUAUGGCGGAUUGUCAAGAAGUAUUUAAAGAGUUUUAUCUUAGCAAACAUGGAGGUCGAAAUUUAAAGUGGCAAAAUUCUUUAGGUCAUUGCUUAUUAGCAGCAGAGUUUCAAAAAGAAUUAGUAGUAAGCUUAUUCCAAGCAGUAGUGUUAUUGCAGUUUAAUGACUUGAAACAAAAAGAAAAAAUCUCAUACGAGCAUAUUAAAGAACAAACGGGAAUUGAGAAAAAAGAGCUUGAUCGUACAUUACAAUCACUAGCUUGUGGUAAAGUUCGUGUCCUCAAAAAAUUUCCCAAGGGACGUGAUGUGAACACCACUGAUGAAUUUAUCGUGGACGAAAAUUUUGAUGUCAAAUUAAUCCGUAUUAAAGUCAAUGCUAUUCAAAUGAAAGAAACGUUGGAAGAAAAUCAAGAAACUAAUGAGCGUGUCUUCUUGGAUCGUCAAUACCAAGUGGAUGCCGCAUUAGUCCGAAUAAUGAAAAUGCGAAAGUCACUUAGUCACAAUGAGUUAAUUUCAGAAUUGUUGUCACAAUUGAAGUUUAAAGCACAGGUAUCAGAUAUUAAGAAACGUGUAGAAUCUCUGAUAGAGCGUGAAUAUUUAGAAAGAGAUACUGAGGAUUCAUCAAUACUUAGAUAUUUGGCUUAA
Funneliformis mosseae is the source of this 2472-nucleotide messenger RNA. NCBI's taxonomy places the organism in Eukaryota, Fungi, Glomeromycota, Glomeromycetes, Glomerales, Glomeraceae. The record is from the annotation of a GenBank genome assembly.